ACCCUCAAACCCAAACACAUAAAAAUGAGUCAACACAACAUCUUAGAUGCUCUAAAUGUCCGGGUCGUUGGUACGGGUGAUCGGAUCCUGUUUCUAGCCCAUGGAUUCGGUACUGACCAAUCAGCUUGGCACUUAAUCCUUCCUUACUUCACCCAAAACUACAGAGUCGUCCUCUAUGACCUAGUUUGCGCCGGCAGUGUCAAUCCCGAUUACUUCGAUUUCAAUCGUUACACAACUCUCGAUCCUUACGUCGAUGAUCUCCUCAACAUCGUUGAUUCACUCGGAAUCCAAAACUGUGCUUACGUUGGCCACUCUGUUUCCGCUAUGAUCGGAAUCAUCGCUUCGAUUCGUCGGCCUGAGCUUUUCUCGAAGCUUAUCUUGAUCGGAUUUUCACCUAGGUUUCUCAACGACGAGGAUUAUCAUGGCGGAUUCGAAGAAGGUGAGAUUGAGAAGGUUUUCUCAGCUAUGGAAGCUAAUUACGAAGCUUGGGUUCAUGGAUUUGCUCCGCUUGCUGUUGGAGCUGAUGUUCCGGCGGCGGUUAGAGAAUUUAGCCGGACUUUGUUUAAUAUGCGUCCGGAUAUUUCUCUGUUUGUUUCGAGGACGGUUUUCAACAGCGACCUGAGAGGUGUGCUUGGGUUAGUUAGAGUUCCGACGUGUGUGAUUCAGACGGCGAAGGAUGUUUCGGUGCCGGCUUCGGUGGCGGAGUAUCUUAGGUCUCAUCUCGGUGGAGAUACUACAGUGGAGACGCUUAAAACUGAAGGACAUUUGCCGCAUCUUAGUGCUCCGGCGCAGCUUGCUCAGUUUUCUCCGGCGAGCUCUUCCUCGCGAAGAAAAGAAGGGCCUCUAUUUGUGGAGGACAGUUUGGCAUUGUCACAAAUCUAUAUGGCUACAGCGUCAUCAGUUUCUUCUCCACCGCUUUGCCUCGCCGGUCGAGUCGCUAUAGUCACCGGAUCUUCUCGAGGAAUAGGCCGUGCCAUAGCCAUCCACCUUGCCGAGCUUGGGGCUAGGAUCGUCGUUAAUUACUCCACUAGCCCCGUUGAGGCUGAGAAGGUUGCGACGGCGAUUACAUCCAACUGUCCAAAGAACGACGCUUCCGAAGUCGCCGGAAAUAGUCCACGUGUCAUUGUGGUGAAGGCUGAUAUCUCGGAGCCGAGCCAGGUAAAGUUGCUUUUCGAUGAGGCAGAGCGAGUCUUCGAGUCACCGGUUCAUAUCUUGGUUAACUCAGCCGCUAUAUCCGAUCCUAAUCAUUCCACUAUCUCAGAUAUAUCAGUCGAACUUUUUGACCGCAUUAUCAGAGUCAACACAAGGGGUGCGUUUCUUUGUGCUAGAGAAGCAGCGAACAGGCUAAAACGUGGAGGCGGUGGCCGGAUAAUUCUCCUCUCAACUUCACUGGUUCAAUCCUUAAAACCAUCCUAUGGCUCAUACACGGCUUCAAAGGCAGCCGUAGAAGCCAUGGCCAAGAUUCUUGCAAAAGAGCUCAAAGGAACAGAAAUCACAGUAAAUUGUGUUUCUCCCGGACCCGUCGCCACAGAGAUGUUUUUUACAGGAUUGAGCAAUGAGGUUGUAGAGAAAGUUAAGUCACAGAACUUAUUUGGUAGGAUCGGUGAGACCAAAGACAUCGCACCUGUUGUUGGGUUCUUAGCCAGUGAUGCUGGUGAAUGGAUCAACGGUCAAGUCAUCAUUGCUAAUGGUGGCUCUCUCUUGUAAAGAAAGAGAGUGGUUAGUCUUCUUAUAAAAUCCAAGCUUUCAAAUUUCAAACGUUGGAUUUGAUCUGACGAAAAGAAACAUCAAUAAUCCAUGUAUCAAAUACAGUCAAAUUCAACCU
Molecule: messenger RNA, 1825 nt
Organism: Arabidopsis arenosa
Lineage: Eukaryota; Viridiplantae; Streptophyta; Magnoliopsida; Brassicales; Brassicaceae
Source: the annotation of a GenBank genome assembly